Molecule: messenger RNA, 2426 nt
Organism: Sorex fumeus (smoky shrew)
Lineage: Eukaryota; Metazoa; Chordata; Mammalia; Eulipotyphla; Soricidae
Gene: SH2D3C
Product: SH2 domain containing 3C
Exons: 10
Coding region: 112-2226 (704 amino acids)
Biological process (GO): small GTPase-mediated signal transduction; positive regulation of peptidyl-serine phosphorylation
Molecular function (GO): guanyl-nucleotide exchange factor activity; phosphotyrosine residue binding
Source: RefSeq, a predicted model, not a curated record
CGCCGAGAGGCACGCGCAGCCGGUGCCCAGCCCGGUCGGUCCCUGCGCCCCUGCCCCGCCGCCGCCCCCGGCCCGUCCGGCCCGGCCCGGCCCGGCCCGGCCCGCAGCACCAUGACGGAGCGCUGCAGCCUGUGGAGCGCCCUGUCGGCCGCCGCCUGCUGCUUCUACCGGGGCUCCUUCGUGCAGGUGCAGUUCUCCAAGGAGAAGUACAUCUUGGACUCAUCCCCUGAGAAACUGCACAAGGAGCUGGAGGAAGAGCUGAAACUUAGCAGCACGGACCUCCGCAGCCAUGCCUGGUACCACGGCCGCAUCCCCCGCGAGGUGUCGGAGACCCUGGUCCAGCGCAACGGCGACUUCCUCAUCCGGGACUCGCUCACCAGCCUGGGGGACUACGUGCUCACGUGCCGCUGGCGCAACCAGGCCCUGCACUUCAAGAUCAACAAGGUGGUGGUGAAGGCCGGCGAGAGCUACACCCACAUCCAGUACCUGUUCGAGCAGGAGAGCUUCGACCACGUGCCUGCGCUCGUGCGGUACCACGUGGGCAGCCGCAAGGCCGUGUCCGAGCAGAGCGGGGCCAUCAUCUACUGCCCGGUCAACCGCACCUUCCCGCUGCGCUACCUGGAGGCCAGCUAUGGCCUGAGCCCCGCCGGUGGCGGCGGGAAGGCGUCCAGCCCCGCCAGCCCCUCGGGCGCCAAGAGCAGCCACAUGAAGCGGCGCAGCGUCACGAUGACCGACGGGCUCACCGCAGAUAAGGCCCCCCGCGGCGAAGGCUGCCCGGCCAGCUCAUCCGUGCCUCACCCCCGGGAACCCAUCCGCAACUGCGCCCUCAGCAUGGACCAGAUCCCAGACCUGCAUUCGCCCAUGACCCCCAUCUCCGAGAGCCUCAGCUCCCCCGCCUACAGUACUGUGACCCGCAUUCACGCGGCCCCUGCGACCCCCUCCGCCACCGCGCACCCCGCCUCUCCUGUCGCCCGCCGCUCCAGUGAACCCCAGCUGUGUUCCGGAAGUGCCCCAAAGCCCCCUGGGGAAUUGGACAAGGGCUCUCACGCCAGCCCCUCCCACACCCUCGGCAAAGCCUCCCCCUCACCGUCACUCAGCAGCUACAGCGACCCAGACUCAGGCCAUUACUGCCAGCUGCAGCCCCCCGUCCGCAGCAGCCGAGAGUGGUCGGCGUCAGAGACCCCCAGCCGGCAGGCCCGGAGCUACGGGGAGAGGCUAAAGGAACUGUCAGAAAACGGGGCCCCCGAGGGGGACUGGGGCCGGACCUUCACGGCGCCCGUGGUGGAGGCUGCCUCCUCCUUCAACCCAGCCUCCUUCCAGUCUCUUCUGAUCCCCAAGGAGAACCGGCCCCUGGAGGUGGGCCUUCUGCGCAAGGUCAAGGAGCUGCUGGCCGAGGUGGACGCCCGGACGCUGGCCCGGCACGUCACCAAGGUUGACUGCCUGGUUGCUAGGAUACUGGGUGUUACCAAGGAGAUGCAGACCCUAAUGGGAGUCCGCUGGGGCACGGAGCUGCUCACCCUCCCCCAUGGCCGGCAGCUUCGACUAGACCUGCUGGAAAGGUUCCACACCAUGUCCAUCAUGCUGGCCGUGGACAUCCUGGGCUGCACGGGCUCCGCCGAGGAGCGGGCCGCGCUUCUGCACAAGACCAUCCAGCUGGCGGCGGAGCUCAGGGGCACCAUGGGCAACAUGUUCAGUUUCGCCGCGGUCAUGGGCGCCCUGGACAUGGCCCAGAUUGCUCGGCUGGAGCAGACGUGGGUGACGCUGCGGCAGCGACACACGGAGGGGGCCAUCCUCUAUGAGAAGAAGCUCAAGCCCUUCCUCAAGAGCCUCAACGAGGGCAAAGAAGGCCCCCCGCUGAGCAACACCACGUUCCCGCAUGUGCUGCCCCUCAUCACGCUGCUGGAGUGCGACUCGGCGCCAGCCGAGGGUCCCGAGCCCUGGGGGAGCACGGAGCACGGAGUGGAGGUGGUGCUGGCCCAUCUGGAGGCCGCUCGCACCGUGGCCCAGCACGGAGGCCUGUACCACACCAAUGCCGAGGCUAAGCUGCAGGGAUUUCAGGCACGGCCCGAGCUGCUGGAGGUCUUCAGCACCGAGUUCCAGAUGCGCCUUCUGUGGGGUAGCCAAGGCGCCGCCAGCAGCCAGGCCCGGCGCUACGAGAAGUUCGAGAAGGUGCUCACGGCCCUGUCCCACAAGCUCGAGCCCGCCGUCCGCUCCAGCGAGCUCUGACCCCAGGUGCAGCUCCAGGGAGGGUCCCCACCCCCACGCCAUCAGCCUGGGGAUGUGCUGGGCACAGUUCCAGCCUCUUCCGUGCAGCUCGGGGGGGCUCUGGGCUCUGUCCCACCUGCCUCAUCCCCCCGGCCGGCACAUCCCCUCCAGCUCCUUUGUGUCCCUGUCCCUUGUCCCUGCCUGCCGCCAAGGUACCCUGG